CCAAAACUCUACCUCUAUAAGAAUUCAUUCUGCAUUCGUUGGAGACUUAAUUCGUAGGAGCAAGGGAGGUAAUUAGCCAAGUGACUAGUUCGCCAAGUGUUAUGAAGACAUAUUAGCAGUGGUGACUGAUAGUUGAAAUUAGUAGCUAGGACAAUGGGAUUCACUGAGAUAAUAUUGCCGCUACUGAUUACAUUGACACUAGUGAAGGCCUCCACAAAUUCAGCAAACGCAAAUCACAAUUUUACUCUGCCUUCAUAUUGUCCCAAAACAUGUGGGGAUAUUAAAAUUGAGUAUCCUUUUGGCAUCGGCCACGGUUGCUUUUAUGCUGCUGGAUUUAAUCUUACUUGUUCUUAUGACUCCAAGCCUCCAAGACUCCUAUUGGAGAAUAGCAAUUUACAAGUAAAGGAAUUUGAUAUAAAUGUGGGGUUGGUUCGCAUUGAAUCGCCAUAUGCCAUAAUGAAUGUCAGCCAAGAAUCCAUCAGCACCACAUUAAUCAAUCUCACGAAUUCACCAUUCACUAUAUCUGAUCAACAUUAUGUUGGUGAUCCAUUCAUUGAUGAAACAAUGGACAACAGCUUGUUUGUGUUCGGCUGCAAUGGUACUGGUAGUAUAGUUGAUCCCAUAACCAAUACCAUCGUCGCUGCUUGUUCAUCAAUAUGCUCUUCCAAUUAUACUUCAACAAUUGAUAAUGGAUUUUCGGAUUCUGGCAAUGGUUACUGCAGAAUUUUCUUGGACAGCUUGAAAUUUAACAAGACUUCAUUGACUCUUCAGUUAUCCCGUCCCAAUUAUGAGAAUGAGAACAACCAUAUGAAUAACAGUGAUAGGUCCAACAUCAUAGCUUUCUUAUGUGAUGAAUUCUUCUGUAGUGAAGCGGAUCCCCAAAGUUUUAUAAAGAACGAAGACAAAACAAAAACAAAUACCUCUCUUUCUUGGCAUAUCAAGGAUCAUUCUUCAUGUAAAGAGGCCUGGAAUUAUCCAGCCACUUAUGCUUGUCGCAGUAGUAAUACUAACUGCUAUGACAUCACUGAUAAAGCUUUCUAUGUCGACGACCAGAAUGAUACCGUUGGAUAUAUUUGUCGAUGUUCUUUCGGUCAUCAUGGAAAUCCAUAUAUACCAUAUGGCUGUCAAUUAGAUCCAUAUAUAAAUCUUACUCCUGCAAAAGAUUGUCGAAAAAAAUGUGGAAAUAUGACAAUCCCUUUUCCAUUCGGUGUAAAGAAGAAGUGUUAUCGAUCUCAAGAGUUUGCUCUUUCAUGCAAUAAGUCUUCUCAUCCUCCAACUCUUCUUUAUCAAGACCAUCGUCUCAAAGUGAAAGCAAUUUCAUUAGAGGAUGGGCAAUUAGAGCUCUUACCGGAUGAUGUACAAUCGUAUGAAUUAGAACUCAAUAAUAAUAAGUAUCUCGCUGUUCAAAAAGAGAAAAGCAUCAUCUAUAAUUGGAUAAUUGGCUAUGAGAGUUGUGAUGAUGCUGCGAAGAACAAGAGCACCUUUGCAUGUCGCGCUCAAUACAGCUCAUGUUUUGAUGCGAGUGCCACAAGAAAUCACUCAGGUUCAGCAUAUCGAUGCAAAUGCAAGGAAGGCUACGAGGGAAAUCCUUACAUCCCUAAUGGAUGCCAAGAUAUAGAUGAAUGCAACUCUUCCUCCCCUAUCUGCAAAGGAGUUUGCAUAAACACAAAUGGUAGUUUCAAUUGCCUAUGUCCCUUGGGAACAUCUGGAGAUCCUCUACAUGGAGCAUGCAUUCCUAACAAAAAGAAAAUUCUUUUAUUGGGGCUCAGCGUUGGUGCAAGCAUUGGAGUAGGCCUUUUGUUCUUAUGCAUUACAUUGGUCUUCCUAAGUAGGAAGUGGAAGGAAGGAAAUCAAAAGAAAAUAAGACAGAGAAAUUUUCAUCAGAAUCAUGGUUUAUUGCUUCAACAACUAGUCUCCACAAAUGAACAUGUUGAGGAGAGAAUAAAUAUAUUUUCUUUGGAAGAAAUAGAAAAGGCAACAAAUAAUUUUGAUGAAGCUCGAGUAGUUGGAAGCGGAGGGCAAGGAACUGUUUACAAAGGAAUUCUAUCCGAUCAAAGAGUUGUUGCCAUAAAAAAGUCAAAAACAGUUAAAAAAAGUGAGAUUGACCAAUUCAUAAACGAGGUUGCUCUUCUUUCUCAGAUCAAUCAUAGAAAUGUAGUUAAGUUGUUUGGAUGUUGCUUGGAAACUGAAGUUCCUUUGUUAAUUUAUGAAUUUAUUUCAAAUGGGGCCCUUUCAGAUCAUCUUCAUGUUUCACAAGGUGAAUCAAAAUUAUCAUGGGAUGAUCGUCUCAGAAUUGCUAUAGAAUCUGCUGGAGCACUUGCCUAUUUACACUCAGCUGCUUCUAUAUCUAUUUUUCAUAGAGAUGUCAAGUCAUCAAAUAUUCUUUUAGAUGAUACUUUAAGGGCAAAGGUAUCAGACUUUGGAGCAUCAAAAUUUAUUCCUCUUGAUCAAACACACACAGUCACUGUCAUAUAUGGCACUUUUGGUUACUUAGACCCGGAAUAUUAUCAAACUGGCCAGUUAACAGAGAAGAGUGAUGUUUAUAGCUUUGGGGUUAUUCUUCUUGAGCUUUUAACAGGGAAAAAACCCAUCUACUUAACCAAAACUGGGUUGCAACAAAAUCUAGCGACGAAUUUCCUUCAAACAACAAGAGAGGAGACACUCUUUGAUCUCAUAGAAGAUCGUAUUUUGCAAGAAGGAACAGAGCAAGAGCUUUUUGAAAUAAGUAGUUUAAUAGAAAUGUGUCUAAGUUUGAAAGGUGUGGAAAGGCCUACAAUGAAAGAAGUUGAGUACAGAUUGCAAGGCAUAAGAAAGACAAGAAUGAAAAAGAGAGGGCUUUGUGAUCCAAAAGGCAAUGAGGAAAUCGAAUUCUUACUCACUCUUUCAAGCUACUCUUCCUCAGAAUUGGUGAACCAAAUAAAUCAAGGAAACUCUCGGAAUUAUAGCUUAGAAAAGGAAUUCUUGAUAUCACAAAAUUACCCACGGUUUGGCCAAAUUUAGAUGAUUUUCCUCACAGGAUGGAUUGUGGAUCGUUCACCCUAUUCGUAUAUGAGGCACCUCACCGGAUGAAUAUUUUUAUGUGAGACACUUUUCGGAUGGAUUGCAGGUCAUUCAUUAUAUAUAUGUGUGUGUGCGCGCGCGCGCGUGCGCGUGUGCAUUUACAUGAUGUAUUUCGUAUUGGGUAGAUUACAAAUUGUUUACCUCAUGUACAUACAAUACAUC
Messenger RNA from Zingiber officinale, 3222 nucleotides. Its product is annotated as putative wall-associated receptor kinase-like 16. The coding region runs from base 154 to 3000 and encodes 948 amino acids. The transcript is spliced from 6 exons. Gene Ontology annotation, molecular function: ATP binding; calcium ion binding; protein serine/threonine kinase activity. Gene Ontology annotation, biological process: cell surface receptor signaling pathway; protein phosphorylation. The record is from RefSeq and is a predicted model, not a curated record. Lineage: Eukaryota; Viridiplantae; Streptophyta; Magnoliopsida; Zingiberales; Zingiberaceae. Gene Ontology annotation, cellular component: plasma membrane.